UCCACCCUGUGCAGUCAUUGGGUGGUCAUGAAUAUAUCAUGUGACAUUCAUACGCCGCAACUCACUUCUCGACCGACAGGUAACAGGGAACCUUGUCGUAAGCCUACAACCGCGGACACUACAUACUCUUCUCAUUGGAAAGUCUCGUCUCGUGAACAGGAUGAACUUGUUCGCGGUGAUUGCCCUUGUCCUCGGUGUUCACGCAGUGUCUGGCCAGAACUGCGCGCACCUGCUGGAUGUCGUUGCCGUUGUUGAUGGCUCUGACAGCAUCUUAGAUGAUGAGUUUAUCCUUCUGAAGAAUUCUCUUAUCCAGCUGACAAACUGGCUUGAUCUUGGAGAGGAAGGUCAGAUGUUUGGUGCCGUGGUCUUCAGUUCGUCUGUAUCUGACGUAGCGCAUCUCAGCACCAACCGGUCACAACUGCAGGCACAGAUCAACCAGUUUGGUCACCCUCAAGAAGGGACACACACGCACCUUGGAAUCGCCAAAAUGACAGAGAUAAUGCGUAAUGAGAGUCGUCCUGGCGUUCCUAAAGUCGGCAUCGUCAUCACCGACGGCCGGUCCCGAUAUCCAGACAGAACUGCACAAGAAGCUGCAGAUGCGAAAGCUUUGGACAUCGAGAUGUUUGCGAUCGGAAUCGGAUCAAGAAUCAGGAUCUCAGAGCUAAACGACAUUGCAUCAUCUAACGCCAAUGUCAAGAAUAUUACCGCUUUUAGUGAACUCAACGACAUUAUCGUCACUCUGGUGCAGAAGGUCUGCAAAGUUGACGGAAACUGGACUGAGUGGACGGAUACUGUCGGAGUGUGUUCUGUAUCCUGUGGAGGAGGAUCUAAAACCAUCUCCAGGACCAGGGCCUGCACCAACCCUGCUCCCAGCAACGGCGGAGCGGACUGUGUAGGGUCUCCGUCUGAUCAAUACACAGAGAGUUGCAGCACCAACGGAUGUCCAGUUGACGGAAACUGGACUGAGUGGACGGUUACAACCGGAGAUUGUUCAGCGUCAUGUGGAGGAGGAUCUAGAACCAUCUCCAGGACCAGGACCUGCACCAACCCUGCUCCCAGCAACGGCGGAGCGGACUGUGUUGGAUCCGCAACAGGAGAUUAUUCAGAGACUUGCAACGCAGCAAGAUGCCCAGUUCAUGGGGGCUGGUCGACCUGGAUCAUCACCACUAGCACGUGCUCAGCUUCGUGUGGAGGUGGAUCUAGAACGGUGUCCAGAACCAGACGCUGCAACAGUCCUGUUCCAAGUUUCGGCGGCAAUAACUGUGUAGGGUCCUCUGAUGAUACAUACACAGAAACGUGUAACACAGGGGGAUGCUCAGAUCCAUGCAGAGGUUGUCGGUAUGCCAACGGUAUUGGAUACUUGCCAGACCCCGAUGACUGUGCCCGGUUCAUACAGUGCCAGGAACCCAGACCAGGGACCAGUGCUAUUUUCCAUAACAUGCAAUGUAGUCCGGGUCUGUACUGGAACCAGCAACACUUGGUGUGCGAUUGGCCAGCUAAUGUUGUCUGCACAGUGGAAGCUGAAGAUGAACCAUUUGCUCCAUCAACUGCUGCACCGUCAACAUCUGCUCCACUGACUUCUGCUCCCUCGUCGUUGUGCGACGGCUCUACGAAGGCAAAGCCUGGCAAUACUGCUCAGUAUCAGCAGCUGAUUCAUGGAAACUGGAUCACUAGAUACUGCGCUCCCGGAACUGUGUACUCAAGUACAAGUUGCAGCUGCAUCACUGGCCAGAAUGUCGCAUCCCCAGUUUGUCAGGCCGAGGUUUACCUUCCUUUCAACAGCGACGUUAAUGACCAUUCUGCCAACCGCCACUACGUACAAAACACUGGAAUUGUUACUACAAGCAGAGGCCACGGCGUCUUCAGCAACAACACCCAACUCCGCAUCCUGCGUUUCUCCAACAUGCAUUUCGGUAACACCUUAAUCAUCUCCUUCUCCUUCAAACAAACUCAGACAACAAGCAAAGCACAGGCUAUCGUCACCAACGACGACUGCGGACACGGCGGCAGCAUCUACAUUACCACCCAGCGCUCAACUGUCUACUUUCGUGUUGUCAACAGCAACAACGUAACACAUACUUUGAAUAUAACUUACACAGCCACGACGUCCCUGAUUGAGGUGAAGCUGAUCAUCAAGGAUGGGCUGAUGAAAGCAGAAGUCAAUACCUCCAGGAAACAGAGGACAUUUGAUGGAAACAUCGGGAAAAGCCAGUGUGCAAUGCAGAUUGGGUACGGUACUGGCCUCGACUUCUUCCACGGUGUCCUGGAAGAAUUCAAAGUUUUCAUCUGCGAUCCAUAGAGCCGGUAGUUCAACACAGUGAUUCAUCACGUGGGACCAUGAAGUGCUGCUUUUAUCUCGAUAUCAAUAUUAAAAUGUAUAGCACACUA
This is a messenger RNA of Haliotis rufescens (red abalone), 2388 nucleotides long. RefSeq lists its product as uncharacterized. Gene Ontology annotation, molecular function: chitin binding. Lineage: Eukaryota; Metazoa; Mollusca; Gastropoda; Lepetellida; Haliotidae. Bases 161 to 2299 code for a protein of 712 amino acids. The transcript is spliced from 12 exons. Gene Ontology annotation, cellular component: extracellular region. The record is from RefSeq and is a predicted model, not a curated record.